This is a messenger RNA of Seriola aureovittata, 1363 nucleotides long. It is a transcript of the gene scpp1, whose product is annotated as secretory calcium-binding phosphoprotein 1. The record is from RefSeq and is a predicted model, not a curated record. The transcript has 9 exons. Bases 136 to 990 code for a protein of 284 amino acids. NCBI's taxonomy places the organism in Eukaryota, Metazoa, Chordata, Actinopteri, Carangiformes, Carangidae.
UCCAGCAUAUCCACACAUUGCGCUUUUACUGCCUCAACUGCCAGCUUCCAUACGUGGCUCAGAAUAGAGACGGGGUUCUCCUGUUUGCUGACAACAUCUCUCACAGCUCUGAAUCUAACGGACAAAAAAAAAAGAAUGAAGGUUACCAUAAUAACACUUUGCCUGGUUGGAGCAGUUUUUGCCAACCCAAUUUCAUAUAAUGUUAUUUUGGAAUCAAGUGAGCUUGAAGCAAACACGACUGGAAGUUUGUCUCUUUCACAAUCAUCUGAAAAUAACACAUCAGAGCUUCAGAGCUCUGAAGAAAAUGCCUCAAAUCAAAGUUCAGAGUCAGAAUCAUUAGAAUCCACAUCAGAGGACAAGACUUCAGAGGAGAGCAACAGCCAGUCAGAUGAGGAUGAUGGGACUGACUCUAUGGCUGAAACCAGAGAUAACAGCAUGGGCAGUGAGGAGAAUGUGCGAAAGAGUUGGGUUCGGGUGUUUGCAAGUGUCACCAAAGUCCUGAGCGCAGAGGACAACAGCAGCACAGAGGUCGAAGGUCAAACAGACCACCUCAGCAAAGAGCUGACAGAGAAACAGCCCAAUCAAACCUCCACCAGCACCAUUUUCAAACAGAAGACCAACACCACUCAAAGCCAAACAAACCUACUGCUGGUGGAGAACAACACCGACAGCAGCGAUACCACCAGUGACAGUGCAGACACCAGUGAGAUGACUGGUGUCACCAGUGACAGCAGCGAGAGCACCAGCAGUGAGAGCAAUGAGAGCAGUGACAGCAGUGACAGCAGUGAUGCCAGCAAGAGCACAGAGGAUAGUAAUGCCAGCGACAGUACGGAGCUGCACCAAAUCAAAACAGAAGACUGUGUGAACGGAACUCAGAGCUGUGAAAGUGAAGAGUAUUUCUUCCAGGCUGUAGGAGAUGACGCCAAUUACUCUGUAGACAAUUUGAUGAUGCCAGAUGAGGACGAAAGGGAGUUAAGUCUAAGGAGAUGAUGACAUGCACAGCUUUGUGUUUCCCACUAUGAACUAUAACACCAUUAAAUUACCUGCCUGAAGACAUCAGGAUGACAGAUUUGCUCUUGCCCAUCGCUUCUGAAUGUUGAUUAUGGCAAUAUAUGUUACCUGCAGCUGUUGAUUCAUGUAUGUGAUUAUUAUUGUGACGAUGAUGUAGCCUAGCAUUUACUUUGUUUUGAUAAUAAUAAACAAAUAAUAUAACCAUUGUAUUGGGAGCUUGCAUGAUUUUAUAUAAUUCGGUAGCAGAGAACAACAUAAAUACAUCUACUGAAAUACUUCUCUUAUUCAAUAUUAAAUUAUUAUUAUUAAAUACUUCUACUUAGCUUGAGUAUUUCCAAUGUACACUUAUUUA